This is a messenger RNA of Diceros bicornis minor, 1431 nucleotides long. It is a transcript of the gene MKRN2, whose product is annotated as makorin ring finger protein 2. The record is from RefSeq and is a predicted model, not a curated record. Gene Ontology annotation, molecular function: metal ion binding; ubiquitin protein ligase activity. Lineage: Eukaryota; Metazoa; Chordata; Mammalia; Perissodactyla; Rhinocerotidae. The transcript has 8 exons. The coding region runs from base 81 to 1331 and encodes 416 amino acids. Gene Ontology annotation, biological process: protein polyubiquitination.
GCGCGGGAGCGGCAGGGCACAGGCGGCGGCGGCGAGAGCGAGAGGCGGCGUUGGGACCACGGCCCUGCAGCCUGACCAUCAUGAGCACGAAGCAGAUCACCUGCAGGUAUUUUAUGCAUGGUGUGUGUCGGGAAGGAAACCAAUGCCUGUUCUCACAUGACUUGGCCAACAGCAAGCCGUCCACCAUCUGCAAAUACUAUCAGAAGGGCUGUUGCGCCUAUGGAAGCCGAUGCAGAUAUGAUCACACGAGGCCCUCUGCUGCAGCUGGUGGUGCUGUGGGCACCGUGCCCCACAGUGUGCCAUCCCCGGGUUUCCACAGUCCUCACCCUCCUUCCGACCUCACUGCAUCUAUUGUGAAAACUAACUUACACGAGCCUGGGAAACGUGAAAAGAGAACACUGGUACUUAGAGACCGAAAUCUCUCUGGCAUGGCUGAAGAAGAGACUUGCCCAAGUGUGUUGAAUAAUCCAGGAGGCUGCAGUGACCACCAGAAUGGCCCAGAGAUGAAGCCACACUCCUACCUAGAUGCAAUCAGGAGUGGCCUUGAUGACUUAGAAGCCAGCAGCUCCUACAGCACUGAGCAGCAGCUGUGCCCCUAUGCAGCUGCUGGGGAGUGCCGAUUUGGGGAUGCUUGUGUCUACCUGCAUGGGGAAGUGUGUGAAAUCUGUAGGUUACGAGUCCUGCACCCCUUCGACCCAGAGCAGAGGAAGGCUCAUGAGAAGAUCUGCAUGUCGACGUUCGAACACGAGAUGGAAGAGGCCUUUGCCUUCCAGGCAAGUCAGGACAAAGUGUGCAGUAUCUGCAUGGAAGUGAUCCUCGAGAAGGCGUCUGCUUCUGAGAGGAGAUUUGGGAUUCUCUCCAACUGCAAUCACACGUACUGCUUGUCCUGCAUCCGACAGUGGAGGUGUGCCAAGCAGUUUGAGAACCCAAUCAUUAAGUCUUGUCCAGAAUGCCGUGUGAUAUCAGAGUUUGUAAUUCCAAGUGUGUAUUGGGUAGAAGAUCAGAAUAAAAAGAACGAAUUGAUUGAAGCUUUCAAACAGGGAAUGGGAAAAAAAGCUUGUAAAUACUUUGAGCAAGGCAAGGGGACCUGCCCAUUUGGAAGCAAAUGCCUUUACCGCCAUGCUUACCCUGAUGGGCGGCUAGCAGAGCCGGAGAAACCUCGGAAACAGCUGAGUUCUGAAGGCACUGUGAGGUUCUUUAAUUCAGUGCGGCUCUGGGAUUUCAUUGAGAACCGAGAAAGCCAGCAUGUCCCCAACACUGAAGGUGUCGACGUGACAGAGCUUGGGGACCUCUUCAUGCACCUGUCCGGAGUGGAGUCGUCAGAACCCUGAAGAGUAGAUGGUCGCCCCUGCAUCUUAGGCUCCGCCGGCCAAGCCUUCCCCAAGUUUAUGGUGUGCAGAGCUUCCUUUAAUACAGCCCAAGGUGGCGUGA